AUGGCAAAACAAUCCAUACUUUUAUUGUCAUCUGCAAUGGUGGUUUUAUUAUUAAUUUCUAUUGAUUUAACAAGUGCUGCAUGUCCAUCAGGUUAUGGUGUGUGUUCAAAUUAUGCCACUAAAUGUUGUCCUAAUGGUCAAGUGUGUGUUUCAUCUGAGUAUUGUUGUCCAACUGGCGGAUGGUAUCUUUGUCAAACAAAUCGAUGUUGUCCACCAAAUUAUGUCGGUAAAUUACUUUCAAGUGCUGGUGGUAAAGAUUUAUCACUUUUAGCAUCAGUACAAGUUUAG
Messenger RNA from Didymodactylos carnosus, 288 nucleotides. The record is from the annotation of a GenBank genome assembly. NCBI's taxonomy places the organism in Eukaryota, Metazoa, Rotifera, Eurotatoria, Philodinida, Philodinidae.